Molecule: messenger RNA, 1008 nt
Organism: Myotis myotis
Lineage: Eukaryota; Metazoa; Chordata; Mammalia; Chiroptera; Vespertilionidae
Product: proline/serine-rich coiled-coil protein 1-like
Biological process (GO): mitotic metaphase chromosome alignment
Cellular component (GO): spindle microtubule; microtubule cytoskeleton; spindle pole
Molecular function (GO): microtubule binding
Source: RefSeq, a predicted model, not a curated record
CCUGCAGGCUGGAACAUGGGCGAUUUGCAGGAAGAUGUAAAAUUUAUAGUGGAUGAGACCUUGGACUUCGGAGGACUGUCACCAUCGGACAGUCGUGAGGAGGAAGACAUACCAGUGUUGGCAACUCCAGAGAAACCCCUUCCGAGAGGCCUCCCCCACCAGGGUGACCUAAAUGCAGUGGCCCCCACCCCCCAGGGCAUGAGGUUCAGCUUAGGCCGCCUCAGCCCAGCGAAGAUGGAGGAGGUCCUCGAUGAGGCCAACAGGCUGGCGGCGCAGCUGGAGCAGUGCGCCCUGCAGGAGCGCGAGAGGGCAGGCGGGAGCCCGGGGCCGCGCAGGGUGAAGCCAAUGCCUCGGAGGGAGACCUUUGUGCUGAAGAACAGUCCUGUCCGUGACCUGCUGCCCACUGUGAGCUCUUCCGCUCGGAGCACCCCCUCUCCAAGCAGCCUGACACCCCGAAUCCGGGGCAGCGGUAGGAAGGGGUCCGUCAGGGCUCUUCGGGCAGCAUCUGGAAAGAAGCCCUCCAGCGUGAAGAGGGAGUCGCCCACUUGCAAUCUGUUCCCCACAUCCAAAAGCCCAGCAUCUUCUCCUCUUGCCCGAUCAACUCCUCCAACCCAAUCAACUCCCCAACCCCGGGGGAAAGCUGGGCCCAGUGGGAGAGCAACAGCAAGCCCGCCAGUCCCGGUCAGACUGGUCUUGGCCCCACAGCCUUCUACCAGCAACUGUCAGCGCCUGUCUCGGCCACAGGGAGCAGCUGCUAAACCUUCCAGUCGACUACCUGUCCCCUCAGCCAUCCCCAAGCCUGUUAGCCGAGUGCCACUCAGCAGCCGGAGUGUACCACCCAGCAGAGGUGCCCUAGCUUCAGAUUCAGUGUCAACUCGGAAAGGACUUCCAAGACCAGGUGCUGCAGGGCACAGAGUUCCUGUUUCCCAGCGACCAAAUCUUCCUGGUGCCACUCGCAGCCAUCUGCAGACCCCCCGGAAAGCUGCAGCCCCAGGACCUACCAGGUAA